Artibeus jamaicensis (Jamaican fruit-eating bat) is the source of this 6320-nucleotide messenger RNA. It is a transcript of the gene DNAJB14, whose product is annotated as DnaJ heat shock protein family (Hsp40) member B14. The record is from RefSeq and is a predicted model, not a curated record. NCBI's taxonomy places the organism in Eukaryota, Metazoa, Chordata, Mammalia, Chiroptera, Phyllostomidae. The transcript has 8 exons. Bases 403 to 1542 code for a protein of 379 amino acids. Gene Ontology annotation, biological process: cellular response to misfolded protein. Gene Ontology annotation, cellular component: endoplasmic reticulum membrane. Gene Ontology annotation, molecular function: Hsp70 protein binding.
GGUAAAGGUGGCGCUGCCAGUGAGGGCGGCAGUCCCAGCCUUGGCGGGACUUACCCCGGCGCCGCCGGGCUGGUGUCCACCCACCAGUCCCCUCGGGUUGAUCUGCUUUGAACCUUUUGGCGCCGCGCUGAGACCACUGAGUGGGCUCGUACCCCGGGGUUUGGAGGCCUGGAGAUGCGGCUCGCUCCUUAGAGGCCCACGGUGGGGGCGGGGCGUGAGGAGGCGGAGCCUCGAGGCGGCCAGUCAGCCUCGGCCUCCGCCGCCUGGAUCUCUACGCUCCGCCCGCUCGCGUCCGCACGCCCCAACCCCGGCGUGCCUCGCCUCCUCGGCGGCGGCGGUGGCGGCUUCCGCCCCCUGGUAGCAGAGCUCCCGGAGGAAACGGAAGAAGGCGCAAGCCAAGCCAUGGAGGGGAACCGGGAUGAGGCAGAGAAAUGUGUCGAGAUCGCCAGGGAGGCCCUGAACGCUGGCGACCGCGAGAAGGCCCAGCGCUUCCUGCAGAAGGCCGAGAAGCUCUACCCACUGCCCUCGGCCCGCGCACUAUUGGAAAUAAUGAUGAAAAAUGGAAGCACCGCUGGAAAUAGCCCUCAUUGCCGAAAACCAUCAGGUAGUGCCGAUCAAAGGAAGCCUAACUGCACAAAGGACAGCUCAUCUGGUAGUGGCGAUGGUGGAAAAGGAUACACCAAAGAUCAAGUAGAUGGAGUUCUCAGCAUAAACAAAUGUAAAAAUUACUAUGAAGUACUUGGAGUUACCAAAGAUGCUGGUGAUGAAGAUUUGAAAAAAGCUUAUAGAAAGCUUGCUUUGAAGUUUCAUCCAGACAAAAACCAUGCACCUGGAGCAACAGAUGCUUUUAAAAAGAUUGGAAAUGCUUAUGCUAUUUUAAGCAAUCCAGAAAAACGAAAACAAUAUGACCUCACAGGCAAUGAAGAACAAGCGUGUAAUCACCAAAACAAUGGUAGAUUUAAUUUCCAUAGAGGUUGUGAAGCUGAUAUAACUCCAGAAGACUUGUUUAAUAUAUUUUUUGGUGGUGGAUUUCCUUCAGGUAGCGUACACUCGUUUUCAAACGGGCGAGCUGGUUAUAGCCAACAACAUCAGCAUCGACAUAGUGGACAUGAAAGAGAAGAAGAAAGAGGAGAUGGAGGUUUUUCUGUGUUUAUUCAGCUGAUGCCCAUUAUUGUAUUGAUCCUCGUGUCAUUACUAAGUCAAUUGAUGGUCUCUAAUCCUCCUUAUUCCUUACAUCCCAGAUCUGGAUCAGGGCAAACUAUUAAAAUGCAGACAGAAAACUUGGGUGUCGUUUAUUAUGUCAACAAGGACUUUAAAAAUGAAUAUAAAGGAGUGUUAUUACAGAAGGUCGAAAAAAGUGUGGAAGAAGAUUAUGUGACUAAUAUUCGAAAUAAUUGCUGGAAAGAAAGACAACAGAAAACAGAUAUGCAAUAUGCAGCAAAAGUGUACCGAGAUGAGCGACUUCGAAGAAAGGCAGAAGCCUUGAGCAUGGAUAACUGUAAAGAAUUGGAGCGGCUGACCAGCAUUUAUAAAGGAGGAUGAACUGUAAUUUUAUUUAUAUCUUUUAGCAUACUAUUUAUUUUUUCUGUGAAUUUAGUUUCAUCAUGAGAGCUAAAGAAGAUUUGAUGGUAAAAACUAAACUAAAUUAGUUGGUCCCUGAACUCUUGGGCUGUUUAUAAUGUACUGACUCCUUGAAAUAAUAAGAAACUGAAAACCAAAAUAUUUUAGUUAUGCUUCUGUAAGCUUAUCUGAUUACUAACUAAAAAUGUCUAAAGAAAGGAUUGUCACACCUAUAGCAGUUUCCAGUUUUAGUGAUUCUCCAUUUUUUCCCUUAUGUAAAUAUGGAAUGAUAAUUUUGUGUAUAUACAGGUUAUUGCCUUUUUUUAAUGUAAAUUCUUUUAGUGGUUAGCUCCAUGAGACACUUCAGUUUAAACUGAUGGAAUAAAUAUUCUACGGCAAAAUUACAUGUUCCUUGUCAGAUGUCAAAUGUAUAGAGUUUAAACAAUGAAACUUUUUCAAAAAAAAAGCUGUUUAACUUCAUGUAAAAUCUUAUAGCAUUAUUACCUAUUUUAAUAUUGCCAUUAUAUUUCAAAAUAUAUAUUGAGAUAAAUGAACUGGUGUAGAAUAUCAGUUUGCUACUUAUUUAGUUUUAUUAAUUGCAAAGCCAUGCAUAAAAAUGAAAUGCUAUACUGAUAGAUUUUAAAGAAAAUAUGAGGAAAUGGUUAUAUAGAUAUUAAACAAAAAGGGUCUUUUAACAGUAAAUGGCAGUUUGUCCGUUUGCAUUUUCAAUUAUUAAAAUGCCCCCAAAUGUUUCUGUAAAGGGGAGGAGGGCAAAAAUAGGUUUACAGUUGUAGUACAAAUAAACAAUAAUUAGUGGAUAAUGAUUCAAGAAUAAACUCUGUUUCAUGUACUCACAACUAUAAACCUACUUUUGCCAACCCCUGUAUAUGUCUUUGAAGGCUGCUAAAUUUAUGAAGAGGACCUACCUGUUCCCCCUCACCAGCGUGGAAAUUUGCAAUUUCUUCUUAGUGAUCAUUUAAACAGAACCCAAAAGUAAGUAGAUUCUUCUACAAAUAAGUAAUAGGAAAAAUUACUACUUUGCUUUGUGCCUUUUAACCUUAUUGCCACUUUUAAACAUGUAAGCAGAUCACAGCACACUUAUUUGAUCAGUACAUGAUCUGUCUGGCUACCUGCAACAGUGAGCAGAAACACAGCAGCAGGUAGAAUAGUGAUUUAUAGCGAGCUGUCCAUAUGAAAUUCUGAGCUAAAAUCUACUCACCAUUGAGUAAUUCAUUUAAUCCUGUAGGAAUAAGCUCGUUGUAGUUAAAUCCGUAAUAUAAAUUUGAAAAAUCAGCUGGAAAUUGAAGUAUUUAGUGCCUGUAUUGGAUAUGAAACUAGUUGAUUUCUAGUCUUGUAUUUAACAUUGUAAUAUUUUAAUAGCUUUGUUUCAUACUCAGUUAAUGGAACAUGAAUACAUCUUUGAUAGUUUUUUUUAUAUGAGAGAAUGCUAGUUAAAGUAGCUGUAUUCCUUUGUUGAAAGAUUUUUUUUUUCUGAAUGUAGUUAAUUUAUAGUAUCUGUUGAAACUGUUAAAAUGACCGUUCUUUUAAAAAAUGUUCUCUUGUGUCCCUUUUCUGGAUGAAUCAAUAGAAAUACCUAAUUGAGUUAGUAGGUUAAACUAAACUACACAUUGUCCUAGGAAAACUGAACAGCUUAACCAACUUUCUUUUAGAAAUGCCACCUUUAAAAAAUAGGAGUGCUUAAAAGAAAAUACAAUUUUAAAUAUUUUCUUGAGCUUGUAGAAUGAAUUUUUAAAAAGAAAAUCACAACAUUCUGAUUGUGAAAGUUUGUAUGCAUCAGAAAAGUUACAAAUGAAAAAUUUCAUCUAUUUAUUUUUCCAUUUAUUGGGGUAUUUACAUGACUGUGGUUGAUGCUUAUGUGAAUUGACUCUUGUUGACUGGUUCUUUUUCCUUUAAUCCUGGCUUUAAGGUGAUAGAUGAAAUUAUCAAAAUAAGGUGAUAGGUGAAAUUAUAUAUUAAGAAGUCAUACUUGGCUUUGGACAGUAUUAUUAUAUUGUAUUUCACUUACAUUGCUGCAUUCCAUUACAUUUCAUAAAAUGUUGGGGGAAGUGUGUUUGAUAAUAUUUUCAAACAAUUUUGAGAAAUGACUGAGUGCCUCACAAUUUAAGCUACAUAUAAAAUAUGCAAGUAAAGAUUAAGUCCAUAAUAUAGGUACUAUAUUAUGGUGUGAAAGCCCAACUAAGUGUGUUAGAAUUUCGGGGUUAAUUCUACAAAAUAAGAAAACUUUUUAGCUAUCUUAACAUGUGAGAUUUUCAUUUUUUUGCUACUUUUAAAAAUCCCAGCAUUUUGUCAUCUUAGUUUUAUCUAUAUGAGCUUUGCAAUUUCAUUUGAAAAUUUGUACUAUUUAUUUUAAUCAUUGUCUAAAAGCCCUCAUUUUUUAACUGUUGCUUUACUAGCUUUUCUAACUGUAUUUUAGAAGUUUUGCAUCAAUUAUACUUAUUAAUGCUUUAUAUGUUUAUCCCUUCUACACAUAUAUACAAACAUCAUUGUCCUUGUGAGGAUUUAGGGGGAAUAAAUAAUACCUUUUCUUCUACUGUUUUUGAUCCCUUGGUUCUUAAGUAGAUGCUACUCAUUUGUAAGUUUUAGAAUUUAUUUUAAUGAAAUCUGAGAAUUUAUUUCUCAACAAUGAAAAAUUUCAAAUUAUAGUCCAUCUAGUGAGUGAAAACAAUAUAUUUUGGAAACAUUACAUUUGAAUGCUGAAAUAGGUAUUUGUUUCAUAAUCAUUACAUGCUUAUUUAUGAUUUACAAAGAUUUGGUAGAGAAAAGAAAGUCCUUUCUUAUGUAUAUACCAAGGCAUUACAGCACUCUGCUUUUUUGUCAGCUCAGGUAUUCACAGGAACAGGAAUAUGAAAUUCCAGUCCUUUACUUUAAUUGCACUUUUAUGCUUACAUUUCUUCCUGUUAAAUCUUCAGCUACACUAGUAUAUAAAAUAAUAACCAAGAAAACUGAUUAACAUGUUCAUGUCCCUUUGUUGAUUUGCAGCACUUUAAAAUUCAGCUGUUAAUAUAAUAUACAUGACAUGCUAAUAUUACUUACUAAUGUAUUCCUACAUACUCUUUAAAAAUAAAUAAAUCUCCCACCUUUGUUAAAGCAGUGAAAUAUUUCUUGAUGUUGGCCUGAGGACCAAAUGAGCCAUUUUUCCAGUUCAGUAAGUAUUACAUUAAAGAAAUAAAUGGAUCAAAAAGAUAAUUUGUACAUUUGUUUAGCUUCCAUAUAUGAAGUUUGGCUUUAGUAUUACCCAUAUGACCAUCUUCAUACUAAGUGAUGCGAACUAAAAGGGCAUUCAUAAUCUUCUCGAAAGAGAAGUACUUCUGAAAAUGAACAAUAAAUCAGAAUUUUAAUCCUUACCAAAUAGCUAAAAAGCCUUGUCUGUUGGCCACAUUGGACUACACCUAGUAAAAAUCCAUAAACUUUUCUAUAAACCAGUGAGAAAGAAAAGAGUCAUCUGAUAACAACUUCCAAACAAAAAGUGGGUAGAUGAGGAUCUUCAAGGAAUUCUUGCAUAUCCCUUUAAUAAUCUGGGAGGCAACACAGUCCUAGAAUUCAGGCUUUCCUUUUGGUUUGACUACUAUUUAAAUAGGUAUUUUCAUAUAAACGAAAAACAUUUUCCCUCAAAGGUUAAUUCAAAACAUACUCCUUAUAUUAAGGAUUUUGUAACCCCAUUUUUUUUUGUAAAUUCCAUGUGUAACUUUUUCCUUUUGGUACGUGAUUCCUUAUUUAUUAUCUGCUGGUUUGGGGGCCAAUAGAUUUGUGAAUAUUCUGUGGAUGUGUCCGUGUAUAGUUGUAUAUAAUAUUUUUUCCCGCUAAUACCUCAAAUAUGUGAUUAUUUCAUACCACACUACGUUUGCACAGAGCAGGGCUUCCAUUAGCAGCGGCUAUUCCUAUUUCUAACUUUGAAAGUCAGCCCACAGAAUUUCAUUGGUGUGAAUUCUUUCUGUUGACAUUUUUCACAUUUUAAAACAUUCCUGUUGUAAGGCCCAUACUUUAAUAUAAUUAUAUCUCCCUGUAUCUAGCAAUCUGGAAAUACUUAGGUGGUAAGAAGUAUUCCUUGAAAUGUCUUAGUUUAAUUUAUUAUUGAAAAUUGGGAUUACUGGUUGCCAAGCUGUCUAGUAACUGCAUUGCAGAUGACACCGGCAUGAAUGUGAGUGAGUCUCCUUCACUUCGGCACAGGAAUCGGGACAUUCCAGUCUAAUAUCCUACUUUGCUAUUUAAGAGCACCACUAAAAUGCUGGGAGUUUUUCCGUGACAUUGGAGUAUUUUAAGCGUCAAUUUCAGAAUGAAUUUUUUUUGAGUUGGAUAACUAUGCCAAGGAGAGGAAACUCACACAUAAAUGAUAUUUUGUAACUUAUUUAUAUUAAGAAAUGCUUCUUACAUAUUUGUUUGUGUUUUUGUUUAUGUAUUGCUACAUAGACUUUCCAUUUAAGUCAUGUGCGUUUAAAAGCUGCAGGUCAUUUUCAAGGUGUGAUGGAAUUUUAAUGGAAGCCUUGUAUUAGUUAAAUGAAGUGAAACUGGUAUAGGAAAUCUGAACUUUGUAGUGCAUUCUAUAUACAAUUAGAUUUAAAAAGGAAAUGUAUGAUUUGUAAAAUACUUAAUGUUAUAUCAGACUUAUAUAAAAUUUUCUGUGUGAGAACUCUUAAAGAAAAUGAAUUUGAUUUUUAAUGAAUGUUCUGAGUAAUUUAUAAUUUUCUUGUCUUUCAGUCUCUGCAGUUUAUCUCAAUAUAUGAAUAAAAGGGUCUGUUCUC